Molecule: messenger RNA, 3511 nt
Organism: Alosa sapidissima (American shad)
Lineage: Eukaryota; Metazoa; Chordata; Actinopteri; Clupeiformes; Clupeidae
Product: zinc finger FYVE domain-containing protein 1
Exons: 11
Coding region: 148-2136 (662 amino acids)
Molecular function (GO): metal ion binding
Source: RefSeq, a predicted model, not a curated record
GUCACAACCACUGCCAUGGGAGAGGGGAAGUGUACAUGCAAAAUUCGUUUGUUGUUGUCUGUGAAGUUAGCGUGCUAGCCAGCUUCUUUAUCAACAAAAGAGGGUCAGCCUUCUAUCUAGUGAUGGUACUAAGUGGCAUGUCCAAAUAUGUCUGAGAUGCUACUGAAAGAAAUGGAGGAAAUAUCUCUUACGAGUCACCAUAAAGGAAUUGAAGAGAAUGGUAGCGAGAGGAGUUUCCUUUUGGUUGACGAAAAUGAAAACUUACAGGUUCGUGAUGUCGAGCAUUUCCUACAGAAGCUGGGCUUUGACAGUGACAGCACCCUUGGCGUCAAGGUCUUGUCCAUCUUUGGCAACACCGGUGAUGGCAAAUCCCACACACUCAACCAUGUGCUUUUUGACGGAGAGGAGGUGUUCGCCACCUCGCCCUCCCCCACCACCUGCACGGUCGGUGUGUGGGCUGCCUUCGAGCCCAGUCUGGGCCUGGUCGUCCUGGAUACCGAGGGCCUCCUCGGCGCCACCACCCACCAGAACCGCCGAAUGCGGCUGCUGCUGAAGGUGCUGGCCGUGUCGGACAUUGUGGUGUACCGGACACGGGCCGAGCGGCUGCACAACGACAUGUUCCAGUUCCUGGGGAGCGCCUCUGCUGCCUACCUGCGGUACUUCACCCCGCAGCUGCGCGCCCUCUCCAGCCGCUGCGGCCUGGACGUGCCCCUCUCCAGCCUGGGGCCUGCCGUGAUGGUGUUCCAGGAGACGUCACGCACACAGCUGCUGGGACAGGAUAGCUCAUGUCCAGGCCAGGCUGACACGCUACUGCAGAAGCGCUUCCAUGACCUCAACCUGACCACUGAAGCCUUCAGCUCGUUCCAGUAUGUGGGCACUCAGACCAUCACGCCCCCUACAGACUACUCCCAGCUCCUGCAAGCUGUCAGGCACCAGGUGAAGAACAUGGCUACCCGCGCCCCACGCGCACCUAGUAUUGUCUUCAGUGCGCUGCAGGCCCUGAGUGAGAGGUUCUGUGGGGACAUUUCUGAUGAGAGGGUCAGCGUCUACUCCUUCUUCCCGGAUGAGUACUUCACCUGCCCAUCAGUUUGCCUCAGCUGCAAUGUGCGGUGCAAGAAUGGCAUGAACCACCAGAAGGACGGUGUACACCACAGAGCUGAUGGCUUGUGCCAGUAUGCUCAUCAGUACAACAACAAGGUCCUCAUUUGUAAGAGGUGCUAUGAGGGAGGUCGGGAGAUGAUUGUGAUACCCAAGACCUCAGCCUCAACCGACAACCCCUGGUUUGGCCUAGCCAAAUAUGCCUGGUCAGGGUAUGUACUCGAGUGUCCCACCUGUGGCAUCAUCUACCGCAGUCGGCAGUACUGGAUGGGGAACCAGGACCCUGAGGGCAGUGUGGUCCGAACCGAAGUCAAGCACGUCUGGCCUGGGUCAGAGCUGUUCCCCACCGACCAUCAGAAUGCAGCCCAGCGGGUCCUGGACGGCAUGAACUUCGUCAUCCAGUCAGUGUCCGAGUACAGCACCGGACCCACCAAGGCCAUCACGUCCUGGCUCACAGACCAGGUGGCGCCGCCUUACUGGAGGCCCAAUGCAGAAAUCAUGGCGUGCCGUGCCUGUGAGAAGCCCUUUGAGGAGCUGGAACGGAAGCACCACUGUCGUGCAUGUGGCGAGGGCUUCUGCCAAGCCUGCUCGUCCCGCUCCAUGCCUGUACCGGAGCGCGGCUGGGGCAGCGGGCCCGUGCGCGUCUGCGAUGCCUGCUACCGCCAGGGAGGCCCCAACACCACCACCACCAUCACCACCAACCAAGCGGCCCAGUUGGAGCCACACGCUCUAAUGGCGCGUAAAGUGACGGAGGUGGCCCAGUCAACACUGGACAUGGUGUCCACCGCUGUGGACUACCCCCUGUGUUUUGUAAAGGGUGUGGCACGGCCUGACUACUGGGUGCCCGAUCACGAGAUCGUCGAGUGCCACCAGUGCCACAAGGCCUUCACGCCCAGCAUCCCCAAGCAUCACUGCCGGGCCUGCGGGCAGGGCGUGUGUGGCGGCUGCUCAGCCCAGAGCCGGCCAGUGCCCUCUCGUGGGUGGGACCAUCCGGUGCGGGUGUGUGACGACUGUGCCAGGCAGAAGGACAGCCUGUAGAGGAAACCUGGGAAAGCCUUAGACAGACACUAUUUCAUAUACAUAGACUCGCAUAUACACACACACACACACACACACACACACACACAAACACACUAACACACUCACACAUACACACAUACCUGCCAAGGAGUCUGAGCUGUCCAAGGCUGUCUGUUCCUCUGUUCAUUCUGUUUACUCUUCUUGAUGAAAAAGCUGAUGCCGUUGUCAGUAGGGGUGGGCGUAGUAAAGUCCUCAGCAUGACCAUUGGCAUCAGGGAAUAACUCCACCACUAUCCACUCAGCCAAGAGCCUUCUGAUUCAGGUGACCCCUCCUCUCGCCCUGCGUCUGUGACUCAUCUCAGGCCUCGCUGACCACGUGGAAUUCAGGACAUGUAGUUAACCCAUUCUGCAGCAUUUUAAACAAAUAAGCAGACACGAGAAACACAUUAAUCGUCGUAUAAACACUUUGUUUUUUCGACAGGGAAAUGAGCAAACUAUGUAUGAUUUAAUUUGUUUAGAACUUGCUGCUUUUGAGUGAAGCUCUGGUGGAGGUGACAAGACAGGGAUGGGCUGUCAUCCGCACAUCUGCAGAUAGCAUAAGGACUUUGCCGAGCCAAGUUACACCUCACCUUAUCGCGGGACUUUGUCCCUAUACACUGAGCACUUUUUUUUUCUGUAGGCAAUCCUGGGCACUGGAACGUGCUGCAUAGGUCAUACAGUCCUCAGCGGAGAGAACAGCCACUAAAAUCGGUUCCGCUGGGGCGACCGGUGACGUGACAAAUAAUAAGCGUUUAGUACAUAUGCCGUGUAGUUAACAUUCCAGUGAUGGUCUAAGGCGAUAGUUGUCGUCUUCGCACUGCACCUCUCCGUUCCUUAUCAUAUCCAGUGGGUUAAUGUUUACCAGUGAGACAGGCGAAAUUAACACUUUUUUUUUUCUCAUCUCACCAGCUGUGUAAUGAAUUUGUACUCUUAGUGGAACUCACAUGGCCAAUAACAAUCAAGAGGAGACUGCUGCGUGGUGCAGGUGGCGAGCUUGCUGUGGUCUACAGUGCAGCGUGGGUGCCCGGCUCCUAAUGCUGAGUUAUAUUGAGUUAAAGCUGAGAUUGUUGAGGGAGAGGCAAGUCCCUUAAAGCAUUUUUAAUGCUUCAUCUGUGUCCCAGUAUCUCCAUCUCUCUUUUCCUCUCAGAUCAUAGACUCUCUUACACUCUCACUGGAAAUGUAGCAGUCAUAUUAGUCCUUUAGACAUGCCCCGGAACUGGAUAUGCAAAUGCAAGACUGUACAGUUAUUAACCAAAGCUAUGAUUUUUAAAUUGUAUAUAAUUGAUGUUCUUCCUCAGACAAUCUGUGUUUUUUCUGCUUUCUUGUAAUAAGUAUUAAAGAUGAUCAUAAACCUU